Schistocerca gregaria is the source of this 1851-nucleotide messenger RNA. RefSeq names its product crustapain-like. The record is from RefSeq and is a predicted model, not a curated record. Gene Ontology annotation, molecular function: cysteine-type endopeptidase activity. The coding region runs from base 61 to 1701 and encodes 546 amino acids. Gene Ontology annotation, cellular component: lysosome. The transcript has 6 exons. Lineage: Eukaryota; Metazoa; Arthropoda; Insecta; Orthoptera; Acrididae.
AAUGGUUUUGAUUAUCAGUUUCUACUUAACCGAAAUCUUUAAUAGGUCCAUAUCGAAGACAUGAUACCUAGAAGUUUGAGUGCUAUUUUAAUACUCGUUAUUUGCCUAAAUUUAGGGGCCCUCGGGGUUGCAAAUGCGAAGCCCUUUCCCACUUGGUCUGGUGAUUUAUUUUAUAAAGUGACUUUUGAAAUACUCGAUGGGAAUAUAUCAAUACCGAUUAAUGUAACGCAUGUGAAAAAUCAUGGUGAAACCGAUGUUCAUUAUUCAAUUUACGAUGGAUUAAAUGAGCAUUACAGCAUGAGUCAAAAUGAUUUCUUCAUAUAUCCCAAACUAGGUAAACGUAGAUGCGUUGUCGGCGCAAAUAGCGAGUUUAUCGCUGAUUAUUUACCCUCUGCGGAAUACAAUUGGAUUUAUCUUAUGGAAAAAGAUGGUCUUGAUUAUUGGAAAUCGGAUUCUAGCAUUAUCUAUAAUGAACUUGAUAAUAAUAUGAUAUUCGUAUCUAGAGCAAGCGAUAAUUCCCCAGUUCUUCUUCAAGCCACUUCGGGAUAUCCUCACAGUAAUCCAUAUUUUUAUCCUGUUAAGCUAACAUAUUCUUCCUUUCGAUCGGGUAGCUUCUCUAUGCCUCAACCGCCUAGCUUUUGUACAAAAAAGUUAGGGUUUGAGUCAGAGCACGCUCACAUUGUUUCUUUACUAAAAGGGUUGCACGGGCUGAUAAACCGAGGACCUCACAACCGAGAUGUGCGAUAUCACCACGAGUUUUUUAACUUUAUAUCAAAGCAUUCGAAGUCGUACAAAAACGAGGAAGAAUAUAAUCGAAGAUUAGCAAUAUUUAAACACAAUCUACAAAUAAUUGAGGAGCACAAUAAGAACCCGGAUGUGCCUUACUCUCUAGGUAUCACGAAGUUCUCGGAUAUGACCGAUGAAGAAUUUAGAAUGACGUAUAUGCCGAACCAAAAAAAUUAUAACAUACAGGAUAUACUGAAAAACACGGGAAUUCACAGAAGAGGUUUGUAUAACCUUCCUGAAUACACUAAUUGGAUUGACAGAGGAGUAGUUGGUCCGAUAAAGGAUCAAGGAUUCUGCACAAGCAAUUGGGCAUUCAGCGCUAUUGCCGCUAUAGAGAGUGCUUGGGCUAUCAAAACAGGAGAUUUGUAUAGUCUCUCGGAACAGCAAGUUAUUGAUUGCGUAGACAAUGGUGGUUCUAGCUGCGCUGGCGGAGAUGCCUAUGAUGCUAUUAAUUGGAUCUCACAAAAUGGCAUUGCUCCGGCACAUAUAUACAACUAUUUGAUGGUAGAUGGGAAUUGCAGGAAGCAUAAUUACACUAAUGUUGAAAUUAGCAAAAUCAACAUAAUCAAUGAUAUCACUACAGAUAAUGUAAUGGAUGCAGUGUCCCGCUAUGGGCCAGUUGUAGCUCGUUUACAAAUUGGUCAACCUCACAAAUUUAAAUUAUAUACUGGUGGUAUAUACAUUCCAGAUUACUCCAAGUGUGUAACUAAGGGGGGUUACGAUGCCUUGAUUGUUGGCUAUGGUAUAGAUGUUAAUUCUAGUGGAGUUGCUAUACCAUACUGGUUAGUCAAAAAUUCUUGGGGACCCUAUUGGGGUAUAAGGGGCUACUUCAAAAUUUUGCGUGAACGGGGAGGUGACGGUGAUGAGCGCUCCUGCAUCAUCCAGUCGGCUAUGUAUCCCAUAGUUAAAGUUUAAUCCAAGUUUCGUUUAAAUGACUUUAUAUCUCUAAUAUUGAAUAAACCAAUAAAUAUAUGUUUUAUUGACGAAAAAUACAAAUCCGCCGUGGAUUUGUAUUGUCUUGUCUAUAGCAGUUAUAUAUAUAUAGUGAUACGUUUUCAUUAUAAA